Molecule: messenger RNA, 5020 nt
Organism: Harpia harpyja (harpy eagle)
Lineage: Eukaryota; Metazoa; Chordata; Aves; Accipitriformes; Accipitridae
Gene: OPRL1
Product: opioid related nociceptin receptor 1
Exons: 3
Coding region: 1533-2402 (289 amino acids)
Biological process (GO): neuropeptide signaling pathway; sensory perception of pain
Cellular component (GO): neuron projection; membrane
Molecular function (GO): nociceptin receptor activity; neuropeptide binding
Source: RefSeq, a predicted model, not a curated record
CUGCAGCCAGCUGGUCCUUAGCCCUGGAGCAUCUGGAGCUCUGCUUGCUGUCCUGCAGCCUCGGGGUGGCUGGGCAGAAGGGAGGGGGUGAUGCUAAAACAACAGGUUUGCAGCUCAUCCUGAGGCUCAGCCGGGGACAGAAUCCAUCCUUGUGAAAAACAGGACCUCAAAGCCAAGUAUGUGGAAGAGCUGUUUCCUACCCAUCUCCUCUUCUCCCAAACUGCGUUCCCCUUGCUGAAGCAAGGUAACGCUGCUUGAGGUCCACUUAGCAAAAAGGAGGGAGAAGCCGAGUGCUGAGCUGAUAUCCAGACAUUUUUCCUCUUAGGCUUCAGCAGCCGGGAGAACAGAGCAAAGUGAUUACUUUUGUGACAAAGGUGGAGCUGGAUGGAGAGCUGAGAACCGCCCUGUGGGAGAUGCUCCAUUAGGAAAUUGCCUCCAUGACCAAGUGCAAGAAAGUGGCUCAGCGGGGAGCUAAUGUCCUCCAUGGAGGCCACAGGCUUAUCCGCAUGGAGCUGUGCCCUGGGGGGGACCUUAGGUGCCUCCUAAAGCCCAAGAGUUUAAUUUAUCUUUUUUUGUACAGAUUAAGAAGGAGAACACUCUCAGUUCCCAGAGGAAAAGAAAAAGAGGUUAAUCCACAGAGAAGUGAUUAAUUGAUUUUUGUUUGUACUGAACAUUCUGGAAAUGUUUGGGAACAUCGGUUGGUUGGGAUAAUGGCUGUUGGCUCUCAGUGUGCAGAGAAAGUGGAGCUAUAAGUAAUUAAUUAGGUGUAAAUUAAUUUCCCCACCUUUCAAGAGCACAAAAUCAGCCUUAAAAUCCACUUAAGGUGGGUUGAAGGAGGUAAGUAGUGGGCCAGCUGCCCCAGCAUGUCCCCGUGUCUAAGGCAGCAAGGGAAGGCAGCUCUGCCAUCACCUCAGAGGGAGCAAGGAAAGAGGCAACAGAGAGGGAUCCGUGCAUUGGGGGAGAGCGGAUUUUGCAGGGCUGGGCUGAGCAAUUACGCCUGGACUCUGAAUUCUUGCUGAGAAGCAUCUUGGAGGAGAGGGGCCAGUGAGUUUUCCUGGGGUGGAGGGGUGCAGGAGGGAGCUGAAGGUUUGCAAUCUGCACACCCCAAGCUCAGGGUUAGCUGAGAUGCCCCAAACUUCUUGCUGUGCUGGGGACAGGGGUACGUAUAGAGGCAAUGUUGUUCCCCAUGGAUGCUGGAUGGGUGGUAGAGGUGGGUGGAUCGCUGCUUGUUUCUUCCACUGGUCAAUUAAAAAAACCAAACACCAACCUUUAAUUUUUUUCUGUUUCACAGUAAAGCUGCUCAUCAUUGUUCAAAAAUGCAAUUGUUAUUCCCUCAAGUCAUAACAUCAGAAAAGUAGUCAGGGUUAGAGGCAUGUUGAUGAGUUGCCUCCAAGUCCAGUCCUCCUGGAAGGAUGGACUGGAACAAACUUGACCUUUGGGAAGCUUGGGCGAGCCCAGCCAGGUCUGUGGUAUGCAGAGGAAGACUACAGCUCUCAGGAGACCUUUGCUAACACAGUCUUAGAUUCACCAAGAUGAAGACAGCAACCAACAUUUACAUCUUUAACCUCGCUCUGGCUGAUACCUUGUGUCUGAUGACCUUACCCUUCCAGGGUACAGACACGUUCCUGGGCUUCUGGCCCUUUGGCAACGUCCUCUGCAAGAUUGCCAUCUCUAUAGACUACUACAACAUGUUCACAAGCACCUUCACCCUGACGAUGAUGAGCGUGGACCGCUACAUUGCUAUCUGCCACCCUAUCAAAGCACUAGACAUCCGCACUCCUCACAAGGCCAAAGUGGUGAACGUCUGCAUCUGGGCACUGGCUUCUGUCUUUGGCAUCCCAGCAAUGGUGAUGGGAUCUGCAGAGAAUGAAAACAACGAAAUUGAUUGUCUAAUUAAACUCCCUUCACCCGUGGAUUACUGGGAUCCAGUGUUUGGCAUCUGUGUCUUUCUCUUCUCCUUUAUGAUCCCUGUGUUAAUCAUCACUAUUUGCUACAGUCUCAUGAUCAGACGACUCAAGAACGUCCGUGUCCUCUCGGGCUCCAAGGAGAAGGACCGAAACCUGAGGCGCAUCACCCGGAUGGUCCUGGUGGUGGUGGCAGUCUUCAUCAUUUGCUGGACUCCCAUCCAGAUUUUCGUGCUGGUCCAGUGCUUGGGUGCCAAGGCAGAAAGCGAGCUCGAGCUGGCCAUCUCCUGCUUCUGUACCGCGCUGGGAUAUGCCAACAGCAGCCUGAAUCCUGUGCUCUACGCCUUCUUAGAUGAGAACUUCAAGGCGUGCUUCAAGAAGUUCUGCUUCCCCACCGCCUUCAGGACCGAGCUCCAGAUGUCCAAUAGGAUGUGCAGCAUUGCCAAGGACGUGGCCUAUGCCUGCAAGAACUCGGAGGGGACUAACAAUCCGGCAUGACUAGGCAUGGAAAUUCCCAUGGUGGCUGUUGCCCAGCAGAGUCCAACCACCCCCACGUCAGAGCUAACUCAGAUAACAGCUCUUUAGCAGGACCUCAAAACUGAGAGGCGAGAAACCAAGGAAACAAUUUUGGGGGUUGGGAAAACCGGAUACUGCAAGAGCAUGAAGAAAAAGUGAGCCCAUCUGAUGCAUUUUUAAUUCCAGUGCACCCUGCACUAAGGAACGUGUUUGAAAUCAGCCCUUUGAUUCCUGCGAAACCCUGGUGGUUUGCAACAUUAUUAAGAAUUCAGGAAUUAAGGGUUUAAAACAGGCAUUGCUCCUGGGACUUACACUUUUGCUGCUGGGAGACAGACAAAAUGCAAACUAUUCCAUUUCUUUUUUCCUCCCUGAGUUGUUUAAGACGUUAACAGCUCAUGUGGCUCACCAAGCGCUCGUGUGCGGGUUUUAUUCCUGCAGCAUUGCUCUGAAAUUAGACUUUGCUGAAGACAAAGUGGGCAGCAGCCAUCAGACAAAACCCAAGAUCAUCUCCAAGAUGAGUCAUCACGAAGGGAAGGAGGCAGGGAGGGAGAAGAGGGAGCUGAUGGAAAGAGAAAUUCAAACUGCCCAGUGGCUGGGAGCCUGGGGAAGGACAACAUCGGCUCCUGCAGACGGGGUCUGCAGUAAAACUCUCUGCCUCAAGAGGGGAGCAGGGUGGUGAGAAGGGUCUGUCAAAACUGAUGAAUGUAGCUCAGAAGAGGAGGAAGAAAAGAUGGAUGAAAUGAACACAAAUCCUUGUUUACAUGCUGCUAUUGCUUUUUUUUUUUUUAACCCUGUGUUUCCAUUGUAAUAAUGGACAGAAUGUGUCUAUAUAUACACAUCUCUAUAGUGCUAGACGUACAGCUAUAUUGUAGGAUUUCAUCUUGCCAAGCAUGCCUUGGGGAUCUUCCUCAGUGAGAGGAGGGAGGAAUAAAGUGGCCUAUGUAUACAUGUAUUUAUGUACUGGGGAAAGCCAUUUUGGAGAACUCAAAAUGGCAGCUCCUCCAGAAGACAUGGACAUUUCUGGUAGAAUGGGCAGCCUAAACCAGUCCCACCUGCUCCACAUGAGAUAAGCAGUGCACAAACCAUACAAAAGGUGGUUGGUGUUUUUUUUUUGUUUUUUUUUUUUAAUGAAAUGAGAUCCACGAUGCUGAGAAAGCUUGGGAAAUGCUGCCAAGGUAUGACCCCUCCUGCCAACCAUAGAUUGAUUUUCCUCUCCCAGUAGGCCAAAGCUUUGUGUAAAACGAAAUGCCCCGUCAUUUCAUUUGAUAAUGAAAGCAUUCCCGAAGAGUUUAACCACCGAGUGCCCUCCGUGCUGGCGGGGACAGCAGACUUGUAUUCUCCCUGUAGCACAACAGCCCUGGGAAAUCUGGCCGGUGGUGGCCAGUGGUGCUGAUGGGGAAGCAAAGCAACGACCUCCCUUUGGAGAUGGGAGGUCAACUCCAAUGUGAGAACCGGCAGCAUUGUCCAGACUGUAAAGAUUUCAUGUGAAUAUAUUUCUUGUGCUCUGGUCUACGAGAUUCUGUAUUUUUAAUGUAUUGAUUUGCCAAUAUUUUAAUGCUGUCACAUUCUUUAUAUAUGCUGUAUAAAAGUAUCCAAUGUUAUAUUUCUAUGUGGAGUGUUUCCCUUAUGGUUGGGCUUAAAAUAUAGAUGGAAUUCCAGUGUCCCACGUAUAGGACCCAGAUCCCUUGUAAACUGCUCAAGCUGGGAGGAUUUUCAUGCUGAUUAGCAUUUGAUUGGGAAUCUGGAGGGAUACCAGAGACAACUUUGCAAUUAGCGCUUCCCCUGAAUAACAUAGGGGGAGGAGGAAAUCUGGGCACUUUAAGCACUUUGCAAUGGGUGUUUAUCCCCAAGCACUCACCAGGAAAUCUCGUACAACCCCCAAGCAUGCAAAGAAGAACUCCCCGAGAAUGGCGCUGCUGGCAAGCUGCAUCCGUGCCCUUGGAAAAAAUGAGUUUGGUGGGCUGUCGUGUUCGUGGCUACAAUAACAGCGUUGGUCAGUGAGCAACCGUGAGUCUUCUCAGCCCGUCAGCUGUCCUACAGUCUGACAGGGUGCUGGGUAUGGCUGUGCAUGAAGCUGGGAACCGACUGCCGGGCUUUUUUUUGCAGUGCCAUUAGGGAGCAGGAGAGCGUUCAUUAGUGGCUGGCUGAGGAACAGCCACCCUCCCUUUGUAGUUCUUGGUUGGGUUUUUAAAUAGAGUUACGUCCUCUGAAAAAAUAUACCAGUGUUUCACAUUUUUUCAAUGAUGAUUUUGUUAUAAAGACUAUGCUGCAAUGAUCUUACAUAAUCAAGUACUCAAUAAAUGUGUGUUUACUAAGCUUUUGGGCAAUUCUGUGGCUCUCGCAGUGAAUGUGUUUAGGCAUUCUGUUCAAUGCUCAGUGGAGUUUGUUAUAAGAGCAACAAAAACCUGAAAGCAAAAGCUUUAUUGUACUGUGCCUAUGGAGUUAAAGGCUUGCGAUCAGCUGGCCGGCUGAAGCGCAGGCUCUUGAAUUCUCUUCUGAAAUUGUUGUGUUGGUAUGAUUUUACAAUUACCGCAGUGUAAAUGACAAUUUCCUAGGUGGCUACUUGUGUGCUUUAAUAAAGGAAUAUAAAACUCCCUGUA